Molecule: messenger RNA, 4049 nt
Organism: Megalobrama amblycephala (Wuchang bream)
Lineage: Eukaryota; Metazoa; Chordata; Actinopteri; Cypriniformes; Xenocyprididae
Gene: sec16b
Product: SEC16 homolog B, endoplasmic reticulum export factor
Exons: 27
Coding region: 179-3073 (964 amino acids)
Biological process (GO): autophagy; COPII vesicle coat assembly; Golgi organization
Cellular component (GO): ER to Golgi transport vesicle membrane; endoplasmic reticulum exit site
Source: RefSeq, a predicted model, not a curated record
AGAAGAGAUACUUUGAGAUAGAAAAAGGCAGGUCCAUGAGUCAGCUUUGUGUUAUGCUUUGAAAUGAUGUGGCAUGUGCACUUUGAAACUGUGACAGGACACAGUACACAGUGAACUGCGAAUGUCUAUUUGGAAACAUCUAAAAUAGAAACCUGUUUAUCCUGCACUGUUUCGUGUGAUGGAGCCCAGAGGGCAAGGCUGGCAUAUGCCAGGCCAUCAGUACCAGUCUAGUGACAGAGACGACCAAUACAGAUCCUCCCACCAAUCGCCGUAUUACUACCCACAUACAGACCCAAGAGGGAGAGAAAGACAGUGGCCCCAUGUGGAUCCUCGGUAUGGAAGCUACAUCGCCAGUCCUCCUCCUAAACCAGAGUAUACAGAGUAUACUGGAUAUAGCAGCAGUUAUGCAUCAAACCAACCAUCGCACUUCAGACCUCACUCCAGGCAGGAAUAUGACUACACCACUCCCAGCUACUGGCCCUACAGAGACGACUACGGGUAUUAUGAUUAUCAUGGUUAUCACAGACCACAGUACAGCUCCCCAGAUGGUGGUGGCUGGAGCCAAACAGAUGAUUGGAGAACAGACGGCAGAGGACUGCAGCAACAGUCUGCAAGAGCUUCAUACAUAGAUCAGCAGGGCUAUAGCCUUAGAACAGACACUCAAUAUGGUGUCUCAGAGAGACAGCACAGAGAAAGUAUGGAAAAUGGAGAUGGAACAGGAGAGGUGUAUGAUAGUGGAGCUCUUGCCAACUCUAAAGCAUCAGGCUUGUCCUCAAGCAGCUAUGAGCUCAGCCAGUACAUUAAUGGAGCUGAACAGAGUGAACCAGAGCUCAUAUCUCACACAGAUGCUGUACCCAUAGAGGUAGUCCCACUAAAGUUCUGCAUCCCUCAUGUGGCAGUGAGUUUUGGCCCUGCAGGUCAGCUGGUAAGAGUCAGUCCAGUCCUUGCCUCUGAGGGUGAGCCUGCUCAAGUGGAAAUCCACAGCUUGGAGGUAAUUCUCUGUGACACAGAAGAACAGCAGAAUAUGAGAGACUUUCCUGGACCAUUGGCUAGGGAGGAUUUGCAUAAGGUUGAUGCCAUUAACUUUGCCCUGCAAAUGUCAAAAGAAUGUCUGAAGGAUGAGAAAUUAGAAGAUGCCACUUCUGCUGCCCUCUUGUGGUAUCUCCUAAUACUGCUGUGCAGACAGAAUGGAAGAAUUAUGGGUUCAGAUGUUGCAGAACUGCUGAUGAGGGACUCCAUGGGUACGUGUGCGGUCUCUGGUGAGCUUGGAGAUGAAAAAAGCCUUAUUGAUCUUAAUGAAACACCCACAUCAGGAAAUGAGACCCUCAAUAUAUCUGACCUUCUGACUGGAUACCCCCCAACUGACAAAGAGGCCACAGAACAAAAUCUUCAGAAAUACACAAAAUUGUUGCUGUCUGGCAGGAAGAAGGAGGCACUGGAGUCAGCCAUGCAGAGUGGACUUUGGGGUCAUGCCUUAUUUCUGGCCAGCAAAAUGGACAGUAGAUCCUACAACAUGGUGCUGAGCAGAUUUACAGGCAGUCUGGCUCCUAGUGACCCUCUGCAAACUAUCUUCCAGCUGCUCUCUGGGAGGAUUCCAGCUGUUUCCAUGUCCUGGAGUUGUGAGAAGUGGGGAGACUGGCGACCACACUUGGCUGUUAUGCUGUCCAAUGAGACAGGAGACCCAAUUAUACAUCAAAGGUCCAUCAUCGCCAUGGGCGAUACCCUAGCCUCCAGGGAUAUGCUGUAUGCUUCCCAAAUCUGCUACCUUACAGCUCAAUGUCCCUUUGGCUGGUACAAAAACAGAUCAGAGCGCCUGGUGCUUCUGGGCAGCAAGCAAAGUGUACAGUUUUCCAAGUUCUGUCACAACUCUGCCAUUCGCUGUACUGAACUGUUUGAGUACUGUCAAAGGCUUGGAAAUGCUGAAUUUAUCAUUCCUGCUUUUCAGGUGUAUAAAUUCCUGUAUGCAUGCCGACUGCUGGACUGUGGUCUGUUUUCUCAAGCCUUCCACUACUGUGAGGUGGUGGCAAAAGCUCUGCUCAGGAUAGAGGAACCCCAUGUAGUGCUGCUUGGAGAGCUUAUUAAUUUGGUGGACAGACUGAAGUUCUCUGAGGCACAGCUCAAUGACACAGGUGUCAAUCAGCCUUUCCUGGACCCCGACUGGCUGGUGCAGAUCCGCUGCAGACACCAGACCAUGCUGGUGGGGAACUACUGUAGUGAGACAUACCAGUCGCCAGUUGGGGAAACUACUUGGACUCAUGAGGACAGCAACAAGUGUUCAGAUUUUACAGAAGGUUCCCAAACAGAGGCAGCUAACCAUGCUAGCACUGAAAAUGAACCCCCAAACCCAUCUCAAUCCAUGAUAUCGCACACUGAUGUCCAGUUUCAGGAGUCACCAGCGAGCAUCUCUUCUGAAGAACAGGCUCCUAUGACUGUUGCCCCAGUGCCACUGUACCCGACUCAGCAACCAAUGACACUGCCCCCAGUCUUCCCUAUGGAAACGUUUGGGCCUCCACCAGUUUCAAAAGACCAAAGCCACGCUAAUCUUGAUAGCAGCAGUAAACAUGAUAACUUUCACAGUCACACUGCUGCUUCCACUUCGCCUCCAAAAAGCUACAGUAAUACAGGAGGUGACUUUUCUGCUGGUGCACUAAUGCAGGGUGCUGCUGAAAUUGAUGCUGUAGUUGGGAGUGUUAAUCAGUCCAGGACAAUUCCAAGUGAGGACAACAACAGAGAGGCCAACACACAAUCACCUAAGAGCUCUAAGCCUGGAUGGUUCAGUGGCUGGUUCAAGUCCAAGCCUAAAGAAGACCCAAAAGAACAAAUCCUAGAACCCAAUCCUACCACGCAGGAGUCAACAGCCAACUUUCCUUUCCCUUCUCCUCCUCCACCGAUCCCAAAGGCUUCACAGGCUCAAUUCAGUGGGAUCAAUCCCUAUUCUAGGAGUGCUGAUCUUUACCCUUUACAAAUGGUAAUGAAAUUAAAGUUGUCAAUCACUGCAAACGUUCCUCUGAUCUGCAUGUCCAUCCUCCAAAGCUUCAAGCUGCAUCUCACUCAAACUGUUACCACUUUGUAGUUUGUACUGCAAUAUAAGGGCUGACUGGUGAGGGUAUAGACAGCUGUCUUCUCUGAUACACAUGGAGUCUUUAAACACUGUGAACCUGCAUGUGAGCUUCAAUGGAAGGUAAAACUGGUUCUGAGGUUCACUUUAUUGCUAGAUCCACACACUUCACACAGAACCCAAGUCUGUGCUGAUGAGUGAAAGGAUUUAACGUAACCUACUGGAAUCCCCAGACUGACAAAAAUUGUCUGGGACAAUGAGUCAGAAUCAAGGGUAUAUGUCACAGGGUCCCUAAUGAAGGUUUGCACUGAAGAAUAAUCGUCAUCUUUGGAACUCAACGAUGGGCUUUUGGGUUCGAGCCCAGUGUUUACAUGACUAAGGGAUUUCUCAGGCAAACCCCUGCAGUUCCUCUAGAGAAGGUCAGAUGAGCGUCUGUAUCUUCAUAUACAGUAGCAUCUGUGGUUACAAAAAUACAUUGAGGACAUAGAGUUCUUGAAGUAAUCUAUAAAGGGUUUGGUGUCCACUCGUCUUUGAAUGAAGACAUUGAACAGCUGAGGCACAGCUCCCCAUGCUGACUCUAGGGAUUUGUGUAAUGCCCUGUGAGGCCGGGAACAUGAUGGAAUGAGUGCUGAGCAAAGGUGCUGUGACCCAUGGAAACAUGAACUUAAAAUGUCACCACAGCUGGCAAUGUCAGUAAACUGUACAACAUGUAACACCUCCACCACUAUCUCACCUCCUUGCAUGCAAAAUUACUUUAAUAAUUUAAAUGGCUUUUCACAUACACAUAUAUAUUUGGGACAGGGAGUCGGACAGUAGUGAAGAUGUGGGAAGUUGUAAUUUGGAAACUGAACAGGUGGUCCCUUUGGGCCACAGCCUUGAUUUAUCCCAGAGGGAGAGAUAUUGAUGUUUUAAGCUGUUUUACUCAAUAUCACUUCCAAACAUGUAUACAAAGGUGUUGUAUAAAUUCUAAUAAAAAUCAAUUGUAUUUGUA